Messenger RNA from Sinocyclocheilus rhinocerous, 1991 nucleotides. RefSeq names its product quinone oxidoreductase-like protein 1. Bases 56 to 1126 code for a protein of 356 amino acids. NCBI's taxonomy places the organism in Eukaryota, Metazoa, Chordata, Actinopteri, Cypriniformes, Cyprinidae. The record is from RefSeq and is a predicted model, not a curated record. Gene Ontology annotation, molecular function: oxidoreductase activity. The transcript has 14 exons.
GGAAAUGAACAAAACACUACCGCAGUCAACUACAUGUUGAACAGCUAAAAUUGCCAUGAAGGGACUUUACUGCAAACCAGGAGACCAGGGUGAUGUGAAGUUUGUCCUACAGGAGACAAAUGUACCCACUAACCUUGGCAGCCAUCAGGUCAAAGUUCAAGUGAAAAGCUGUGCACUAAGUCCAGUUGAUUUUAAGCUGUACGAGGACCUCAAGUUUGAGAAAGAACAUGUCCCAGUUGGAAGGGAGAUCGCUGGGGUUGUUCUUCAAGUUGGACCCAAAGUUACCUUUUUCCAGCCAGAUGAUGAGGUUGUUGGGAUUCUUCCAUUGGAUGCUGAACAGCCUGGCCUUUGCUCCAUUGUGGUUACUGAUGAAUAUAAUUUAGUUCAGAAGCCUGAGAAAGUGAGCUGGGUUGAAGCAGCAGCAGUAAUUAAAGACGGUCUCAGGGCUUACACUGCUCUCCACACUCUGGCUCGGAUGGCUGCGGGUCAGACUGUACUGGUGCUGGAUGGGGCUGGUCCCUUUGGAGUUCUGGCCAUUCAGCUCGCCCACUAUCACGGUGUGAAAGUCCUGGCUACAGCAUCGUCUCCGGAGGACCAGAAGUUUUUGGAAGAGCUCCGGCCGAGUGUGGGUGUGCAGGAAUCACUUUUGGCUCGAGUGAUCAGAGUGUGGGACUCAAAGCAGGAUUUGGUGGACUCGUGCCUUGAAGAAACCGGAGGUCUUGGAGUGGACAUCAUCAUUGAUUCAGGAGUGAGACUCUAUGAGGAGAAGCCAGAAGCGCAGAGGCAUUGCCCACAUAAACAUGACUUAACAGCAUUGAUUUUUACACUUUUACAUUAUACAUUUAAUACAAUCAAUUUUAUCCUCUUUUCAAAGCUGGACCCUCCUGACAGCCACAUUCUCUUCCUGAAGGCAGCAUCGCUCUUGUUCCUUAACGACGAGGUGUGGACAACAUCCCGGGCCAAGCAGGGCCGAUAUCUUCAUAUCCUGAAAGAUGUGAUGGAUAAACUCUGCACAGGGACCUUCAGGCCGCAAUUGGUGGACCCUGUGCCUUUAUAUGAAGCUACGGUCUCCAUGGAGAUGGUACAGAGAAAGCAAGCGAGGAAAAGAAUAGCUGUCAAGCUUUGAAGAGGGCUCAAAAUAUUUUUGCCAUAAUUCUGUAAAUUUUAGUUGUUAUAAAUCUCAUGUUUUUGUCAAUUGCACUUUCAAUGGAUUGCUGGUAUUUAAAAACAUUAAAAUUCUUUAACUGGAAAUCAGGCUCAUUCCAAAAAGCAUGUAUCACAAAGCAAAAACUAUUUACAUUAUACAAAAAAGUGUGUGUAUAUAUAAACUUUUGAAAUUAUUUACAUAAAAACAUUUUUCUUAGAAACUUUGGCCUAGUUAUGACAUACUGUAUAUGGGAUUUUCCCUUGUCAAGCAUUCCCAAUGGAUUAUUAACAGCACCAUCUGAUCCCAUUUCUUUUGCCUAUUAAUAUGGGCAGCUCUGUAUGGAAAAUGACUGGAUAAUGCUGACCUAGAAUUCGGCAUCAUUGUUCAGAGGUAUGCAUUUGAUUAUCAGUAGUCUCCUACCAGAAACACAGCAUGUAGCUCAUUUGCUUUCAAUAGAAGAUUAGUGUUUGUUAAGAUCUCAUUGUCUUAAAUGUCCCCUCAUCUUCCUGUCCACCAUUCUUAAACUGUCACAGCUUUCUAGGAGAAAAACAAAUUGUUGAAGCUCAGAAAUCCCACACUGUGGGGCAUAUAAGGAUAUCUAAAGAUUGUUCACCUAAAAAUGACAAUUCUGUCAUCAUUUACUCACCCUCAUGUCGUUCCAAACCUGUAUGAUAUUAUUUCAGGGAACACAAAAGUAGAUGUUAAUAAAAAGUUCAUGCUAUUGAGAGGGGAUAUGGGUAAGGUUAGGGGCAGGUUUGGUGCUACGUGUGUCCCUGUAAGUUUUUCCAUCUAAUAUUUAUUUAUUUAAGCUUUAUUUCAAAUAAAUGAAAAUGAUUUUGAACAG